Molecule: messenger RNA, 1113 nt
Organism: Lachnellula hyalina
Lineage: Eukaryota; Fungi; Ascomycota; Leotiomycetes; Helotiales; Lachnaceae
Product: Pisatin demethylase
Exons: 4
Coding region: 1-1113 (370 amino acids)
Molecular function (GO): heme binding; oxidoreductase activity, acting on paired donors, with incorporation or reduction of molecular oxygen; monooxygenase activity
Source: RefSeq, a predicted model, not a curated record
AUGACAUCGUUGUUGCGCAUGGAGAAGUACGUGGACGACUGCUCUGCUGUCUUCGUUCAAAAACUGCGAGAAUUCGGAAAGACUCAUGAGACGUUGAAUAUGGCCCGCUGGCUGCAAUUUUACGCCUUUGACGUUGUUGGAGAGCUAACUGUUGGAAAAAGAUUCGGCUUCCUUGACGAAGGGAAGGAUGUCGGCGGGAUUAUCUCAGCUAUAGAUACGUACCUUGCUUACACAGCCAACGUCGGUGUCUACUCUGAAUGGCACCCAUUUAUCUCUUCCAUGAUGCAGAAACUAAGCCCUCGCCAGGGAAGGGGUUCCAUGGUUGAAUUUACGCAGGCGCAGAUAGACAAGCGUAAAGAAGAUGAGACUAGCCCCCAUGAGUUGGACGGGACUGGUGAUUUCCUUUCCAUAUACCUGGCCCUCCACAAGAAGGAUCCAAGCUCUUUCACGGACCAGGACCUCUUUGCAGGAUGCAUCACCAACAUUGGUGCUGGGUCGGAUACUACGUCCAUCAGUCUAAGCUCAGUACUCUAUAAUCUGUGUAAACAUCCGGAAGCCUUGCAGAAGUUACGGGAGGAGCUGGAGCAGAAGCAAGCAAAUGGCGAACUAAGUAACCCGGUGACUUUCAAGGAAUCUCAGGCAUGCCCUUAUCUACAAGCAGUGAUUAAGGAAGCGUUACGUGUCCAUCCUGCUACAGGCUUUCCCUUAGGGCGUGUCGUACCAAAAGGAGGAGCCACUAUUGCCGGAACUUUCUUCCCGGAGGGGGCAAUUGUGGGCAUAAAUACUUGGGUCGCACACAUGAACGUUUCUGUGUUCGGGCAUGAUGCAGAGCUCUUCCGACCGGAGCGGUGGCUUACGGACAAAGACAACUACAACCGGAUGGACCGGUAUUUUUUUACCUUCGGAAUGGGUUCCCGCACUUGCAUCGGUAAGAAUAUCAGUCUUAUGGAGGUCGGCAAGGUCAUCCCAACGCUUGUUCAGGAGUUCGAUUUUGAGCUCGUCAAUCCCGAUGCCGACCUCAAGACGCGAAACGUUUGGUUUGUCAAGCAGCAGAGCUUCUUUUGCAAAGUUUCCGAGAGGCAUAGCAAUUCGCAAACCACGGCAGAAAAGUAG